AUGGCACGUAUCUUCAACAGAGCCAGAUCACCACUCUUGUGUUUCGCUCAAGCUCGCCGUAGUCCCAGGCUUCCAUACCACUCCAUAACCCAGAAACCCUCACCUAGAAUCAUAACGCCGGACAGAGACCACAGCGCCAGCUCCGACGUGGCCAAUUCCAACUGGCUGAUCACCAAGCUCAGCCGAGAAGGCAAAAUCGGAGACGCCCGCCACGUGUUCGACGAAAUGCCUGAGAGAGACGUGGUGACGUGGACGACGGUGAUCACGGCCUACGUCAAGCACGGCAUGCUGGAGGAGGCCCGGAGGCUCUUGGAUAGAGCCGAUGCCGAGAAGAACGUCAUCACGUGGACGGCGUUGGUCGGCGGUUACAUAAGGUUUAGAAAGCUUAAAGAGGCUGAGAUGUUGUUCUAUCAAAUGCCGGUGAGGAAUGUUAUUAGUUGGGACACUAUGAUCGACGGCUACACGAGGAGCGGGAAGGUUAAUCAAGCGUUGGAGCUGUUUGAGAGGAUGCCGGAGAGGAAUGUGGUUUCGUGGAACACGGUUUUGACGGCUUUGGCGCAAUGUGGGAGAAUUGAGGAGGCCAGGAGGCUGUUUGGUUUGAUGCCGGAAAGGGAUGUUAUUUCGUGGACCGCAAUGGUGGUGGGGCUCACGAGAAAUCGGAGGGUUGAUGAAGCUAGAGAGGUUUUUGAUAGGAUGCCGAGGAGGAAUGUGGUGUCAUGGAAUGCGAUGAUCACGGGGUAUGCGCAGAAUGGGAGGCUGGAGGAGGCUCUUGAGUUGUUUGAGAGGAUGCCGGAGAGGGACAUGCCUUCAUGGAACACGAUGGUUACUGGGUUUAUUCAGAAUGGGGACUUGGAACGGGCGUGGGAGUUGUUUGUUAGAAUGCCGCAGAAGAAUGUCAUAUCAUGGACUACAAUGAUCACUGGGUAUGUACAAGAUGGGAGUAGAAGUGAAGAUGCACUGAUGAUAUUUUCGAAAAUGGUGGCAGAUAAUGGGGUGAGACCUAAUCGGGGAACUUUUGUCAAUAUCUUGAGUGCUUGUAGCAAUUUAGCUGGUCUUUGCGAGGGACGUCAGAUACAUCAGAUGGUAACUAAAACAGUGGUCCAGGAAUGUGUACAUUUGGUGUCUGCACUCAUAAAUAUGUAUUCAAAAUGUGGGGAUAUAGUCUCUGCAAGGAAGAUGUUUGAAGAUGGAUCCACAAUGCAAAGGGAUUUUAUCUCCUGGAAUGGAAUGAUUGCAGCUUAUGCACAUCAUGGAUGCGGUAUCGAGGCAAUCAACCUGUAUAAUGAAAUGCGGCAAUUGGGGUGCAAACCUGAUGAUGUUACUUAUGUGGGGCUUCUUUCGGCAUGCAGCCAUGCUGGUUUGGUGGAGGAGGGACUAAAUCUUUUUGAUGAGCUUCUCAAAGAUGGUUCUAUACAAGUGAGGGAAGAUCACUACACGAUGUACAAGUUAUAG
Argentina anserina (silverweed cinquefoil) is the source of this 1452-nucleotide messenger RNA. RefSeq names its product pentatricopeptide repeat-containing protein At2g35030, mitochondrial-like. The coding region runs from base 1 to 1452 and encodes 483 amino acids. NCBI's taxonomy places the organism in Eukaryota, Viridiplantae, Streptophyta, Magnoliopsida, Rosales, Rosaceae. The transcript has a single exon. The record is from RefSeq and is a predicted model, not a curated record. Gene Ontology annotation, molecular function: protein binding.